This is a messenger RNA of Danio rerio (zebrafish), 2279 nucleotides long. NCBI's taxonomy places the organism in Eukaryota, Metazoa, Chordata, Actinopteri, Cypriniformes, Danionidae. The record is from RefSeq and is a predicted model, not a curated record.
CAAACGAGCCUAUUCUCAUCACUCAGGCAGUAUCGCGCAUUUAUCCGCUUCACUGAAAGGAUGUAAAGAGCCCUGGAGUAUUUCUACAGUGCCUAGUGGUCAUAAUUUAACAUAUAGACUUGAAUAGUUAUCAUUAAUCGACGGUGAGUUUACAGAAAUGCGCGUUUUUUUAUCCUCCUGUCGUGCAACACUGAAUAGAUUUGACCUGAAUAGCCGUUACAGAGAGAUGGACACGGAAAGGGGCCUAGAAUAAACACUGUAUGGAUCUCUCAUCCAUGGCAAAAUGUGAAAGCCGAGUCGUGGUUUGGAUUCCUCAGCACUGAAAGUUGGUGCAUCCUGAACUGGACAUCUUGCGUUGGAGAUUUUAUCCUUUCACUGGAUCUAAUUUAACACAUUCGGCUACAUCCACACCCCAAACAAUGGUAAAAAUGGUGGGGUAUAGUGUCAGGAUAUGCAAAGCUCACUUCGGGAAGCGAGGAGGCCAUUUGGGGAUCAUCCAUUACCUCCUCAUUAUAGUCUUCUGUGGCUCCCUGCUUGCUUUCCUCUUCGUUGACGUCAUUGAAUUAUGGGUGACUGCGCUGGGGAUGAGCCGAUUGGAAAGUCCUCAAGGGGUGGUUCUUCCACACAGUGUUCCUCCAACCCGAUCUGAGGAGUUCUUGCUGAUGCCUAGCAUCCACGUGUGCGAACGUGCCAAACCCUACCUCAUCACUUUAGUAGCAACUGCACCUCCUAAUAGAAAGGCUCGCCAGGCAAUCCGGGACACUUGGGGUGGGGAAGUGCACGUCAGAGGUCACCGGGUCAUGACCCUCUUCGUUGUAGGUCCCAACAGACCCGGUUAUUGGAAAAGAACUAAUCGAAGAGUCUUUAAAAGAGACGAGAGCGAACUUCUUGAGCUUUAUUUAGGUCGUGUUCAUAUGCAGGUCGCACCCGAUCGCAAUCCCGCCAGCAGACACUUCAUGUCGGAGACUGCAUACGCUGGGAUGGUCCUCCCGGAUUACUGCAGUGGGACGGCGUAUGUGCUUUCUCACUCAGCUUUGCUAAAGCUGUCCCUAGCUGCGGUUGCCAUAAAUCUACCCAAACCUUUGCCCCCGGAGGAUGUGUUUGUAGAGAUUUGUGCUCACACCGCAGGAAUCAAUCCAACCCAUUCUCCAUUCUUCUCUGGAGGACCGGCCGUACCGUACAGCCGCUGCUGCUACCAGACGAUGGUGUCCGUCCAUCAUACCACACCAGCUAAUAUGUUAAACUACUGGACGGACAUGCACUCCUCCGGCCCGUGCUCAUGGUUGGGUGUGCGGACGUCUUUAGGUGUCUGUAAAGUAAGAGCACUUCUUGGGACACUCUUGAGGAGGGAUUAAGUGAGCCUAAAGUAAAGUGGAAGAAAAGCACACACACACAAAGAAUAUCCGCUUGCUAAGUCGUGACGUUUGAAAUACUGUGUCCAGGUCCAACCUGCUAAAAUAUUCGUUUAUGUCCCCUAUUUUAGUCAUAUAACACAUUAAAGUGAAUUUUACAGCAAUAUUUUAACUAUGUUCAAAAAAUAUAGGGGGGAGCGACACGGUGGCUCAUCGAUUAGUUAGCACUGGGGCCAAAGAAAGUCGCUGGUUCGAGCCCGGGCUGGGUCAGUUGGCGUUGGAUGCAGGGUUGUUGCGAUAACAUUUCAAGAGUUCACACUUAGAUAUUCUUUGACAAAUGUUAGCAGGUUUGGCAUGCUGUCCCGGGAGAGAACCCUGAGCUUGGAGAUAGCUGAGCCCAGGGCUCCGUCAGGGGAGUACGAGAUCAGGCGGUUCUUGAGAGCUCCCCUGUGGUAAAGGGGUGAAUGGGGGGUUUCUUCGGAAAACGAAGAUGAGGGAGUAGAUCUAGCUAGGCUAGUUAUAGUGAGUUAGGAUUAAUCUGAUUUGCUAACUUAUGAAUGUAGAUGGGUGACCAGCUGCAGUCAAUCAUAUCACAUGCUGCUUUCGAAAUUAGUUUGUAAAUUUUCUCUAAUUUACAUUACGAUACUAUACCAGCUGAAGUAUCGUGAUACCAAGUAGCAUUGCGAUACUCAAAUCUAUGAAAUAAAGUUGAAUAUUCAGAAAUACUAUAUUUUAUAUGUUAUAAUAGGCCUAGUUGAAGUUCAUUUGGAAUUCCCUUAUUACUGAAAAAAGUGUUUGCAAGUCACUUCACCUAAACUAUUUUGUAGAUAACUGACCAACAAAAAAUACAUUAAAAUAAAGGUACAAAUUACACCAAACGAAAUUCGUUCUAAAAAUCGUAUUUUUCCAACAAAAUUAGGCUAUAUG